Messenger RNA from Chiloscyllium plagiosum (whitespotted bambooshark), 1661 nucleotides. RefSeq names its product transcription factor Sox-7-like. NCBI's taxonomy places the organism in Eukaryota, Metazoa, Chordata, Chondrichthyes, Orectolobiformes, Hemiscylliidae. The record is from RefSeq and is a predicted model, not a curated record. Gene Ontology annotation, molecular function: RNA polymerase II cis-regulatory region sequence-specific DNA binding; DNA-binding transcription activator activity, RNA polymerase II-specific. Gene Ontology annotation, cellular component: nucleus. Gene Ontology annotation, biological process: cell differentiation; positive regulation of transcription by RNA polymerase II.
UGGGACUCUUUUCCUGAUCUGGGAGUUCAUCUCACCAGCUUUAAGCAUCAGCACCACUGUGAUUUAAUCUUACUCACUUUUACAUACAUUUCCAAAAGUUAGACAGAUUAUCUUUAAUUGAAGUGAUCUGAUCCACAGUAAUGGCUACAAUAAUGAGCCCAUAUUCAUGGACAGAGGGUUUGGACUCUCCUGCUGGGGAAGGAAAGCCCAGGGCUGGGCUUACAGCUCACGAAUCUUCAGGCAGGAACAGAGCUGAACCACGAAUCCGGAGACCCAUGAAUGCCUUCAUGGUCUGGGCUAAGGACGAGAGGAAAAAACUAGCAAUCCAAAAUCCUGACCUUCACAAUGCAGAGCUCAGCAAAAUGCUGGGUAAAUCAUGGAAAGCACUGACUCCUUCACAGAAGAGGCCUUUUGUAGAGGAAGCUGAAAGAUUACGAGUCCAGCAUAUGCAGGAUCAUCCCAAUUACAAAUACAGGCCUCGGAGGAAAAAACAGAUCAAACGUCUCUGCAAACGUGUAGAUCCUAGCUUCCUGCUCACCAACAUCCCGCAUGAUCGACCUCCUGUCCGCAGUGGAAGAAUGUGCAGGGGACCUCUGGAGGAGGAAGAGGAUAAAGGCUAUCCACGAGCCUCAAGACUUCCUGUAAUCAGCAGAUUCAGGGACACACAGACAACAAACAACAGCUUUGACAACUAUGGGCUACCCACUCCUGAGAUGUCCCCUUUAGAUGUGAUUGAUGCCGAUCACAGCUUCUUUCCAACUCAGUGUACAGAAGAUUCUCCUUCCCAGAUGAACGGACUAAUGUAUCAUUCAGACUACAGUCAAAGCCCUAUCCAAUGUGGACAUCUUAGUCAGAUUUCAAUUCCCCAGAACAGAUCUACCAUGAUGCACUCUGCAGCCAGCCAUCCUCCACCUCCUCCUUAUUAUAACCGGAUCCAGCAGCCGGCUCCACAGUGCAUGAACUCGAGCACAUCAGUUCACCUUUCUCCUCCCCAUGAUCACCAUCACCUAGAUAAUCUGGAACAUAUCACCCAAGCUGAGCUUUUAGGAGAAGUGGACCGCAAUGAGUUUGAUCAGUAUUUGAACACCUCUAGUCAUCUAAAUCAAGCAGGAAUGGUAAUUAAUUCACAUCUGCCUGACAUUUGUUCACCAGGAGGCACAAAUUCAGAGAGGAGCCUUAUAUCUGUAUUAGCAGAUGCUACUGCAGCUUAUUACAACAGCUACAGUAGCUCCUAGAACAAACAAAUAGACUUGUACUUUUUUAAAGUAACAACAGUAUUAUUUACAAAUAUCUCUGGGCAUGGAAAUAUCCUCAGGGCGGUAAACUAAAAUAGUCGUGCUUUUUCAUAGAUGAUGACUAACAUAUUUAUAUUGGCUUGAAGUAAUUUUUGCAACAUUUGUAAGAUAAAAUUUAAAGUUGCUUGCUAUUUGGAUGCUUGUUUUCCAAACAUUAUGCUGAAAUGUUUGUGCUUGUAAAGGGUUUGCAAGAGAUAUUUCUAAAUCCUCAGUAAUUGCUUCUUUCUUUUUCGGUUUGGUUAUUGUAUGCCUUUUCAUUUCAAAUGUUUGCAUAUUCUUCCAGUGGAUUGAGAAAAUUUAACUGAUCUGAAAUUACUGAUCCAAUGCUGAAUGAAUUACUGUGCUUUCAAUCUAAUAAAUAUUUCA